UUUAAAAAACCAUUGGGUUAUUAGCGCGAAAUUAUAUGAAUUCAAUUGAUCAAUGAUUAAAAUAUAUUUAUUGCAACAGUCUAAUUCGGAUGAUACAGAAAUUGGCCUAUGGAAGGAUGGUCGUAUUCCAUACUUGUUAGAUGAAUACUUGAUGAACCAUCAUAAAGGCAUUAUAUUAGAAGCAAUGAAUGAUUUUCACAUGCAUACAUGUAUACGUUUCAUUCCAUAUGAAUCAAAACAUAAGUAUUAUAUGUAUAUGAAAAAGGGAAAGAAAUAUUCCACUUAUCCUGGAAUCAAUGUUGUAAAUAAUAAAACGGAAGUUGUUUUAGAUCUCGAUUAUGAACACGAAACGAAACGAAAUAAAACCAAAAUCAAAACCCAAACCAAAAUGGAACGUUUAAGAGCCAUUAGACAUGAAUUAGCUCAUGUAGUUGGUCUAUUCCAUGAGCAUCAACGACCUGAUCGUGAUAAUUUUAUCGAAACAAUACAAAAAUCUUGUUCAUGCACUUUAUUAAUUAACAACAGUGACUGGAAUUGUAAUCCACUCACUAAAAUUUCUUACUUUAGUAUGAAUAAGAAUAUUCGAAAUCCAAUCGUAACAAUUGUUGACACAAACAUAUCUGAAUGGUUUAAUCAUGUUGUUGAUCAAGAAUCGAUCACCUUUUACCCUGAUUGCUUUAUACAAAAAGAUUCACAACCAAUGCCAAUAGUUUUUAAAUAUGAAUUAAGUAAUUAUGAUAUACAAAAGAUAAAAAAACUAUACAACUGUAAAUAGAAAAUCAGAAAUAUUUAUUACUUUCGAAUGAUCUGUAUCCGUAAAUGUUGUUUCGUCCAUUUUUGAUAAAUUACACAGACAUAUAGUGUAUAUAAACUAAUG
Messenger RNA from Dermatophagoides pteronyssinus (European house dust mite), 877 nucleotides. RefSeq names its product zinc metalloproteinase nas-14-like. Gene Ontology annotation, molecular function: metalloendopeptidase activity; zinc ion binding. Gene Ontology annotation, biological process: proteolysis. The record is from RefSeq and is a predicted model, not a curated record. NCBI's taxonomy places the organism in Eukaryota, Metazoa, Arthropoda, Arachnida, Sarcoptiformes, Pyroglyphidae.